CUCAGUUCUCAGACACUUUGCCACAAAACCAUGAGUUUGUUUUUGCCUGUCUGCCUCUGUCUUUCUUCUUCUUUUUGUGUUUUUCAGAUGACCAGUGAUUAAUCUGACCAACUGCAAGUAUGAGAGUGUACGGAGAGCUGCUAAGAUGUGUGGCCUUCGGGAAGCCACUGAGGUGGAUGACUGGACCCUGUAUUGGACCGAUUAUUCCGUCUCCCUGGAACGGGUGCUGGAAAUGAAAAGCUACCAGAAAAUAAAUCAUUUCCCUGGGAUGUCUGAAAUCUGUAGGAAAGAUCUUCUGGCCAGGAACAUGAGCAGGAUGCUAAAGCUUUUCCCCAAGGAGUUUAACUACUUCCCCAGGACCUGGUGUCUUCCUGCUGAUUAUGGAGAAUUACAAGCUUACAGCAGGUCAAAAAAACAUAAGACCUUCAUCUGUAAGCCGGACUCUGGCUGUCAAGGCAGAGGCAUCUACAUCACGAGAUCCGUGAAAGAUAUCAAACCAGGAGAAGAUAUGAUCUGCCAGCUGUAUAUCUCAAGGCCUUUUAUUAUCGAUGGGUUCAAGUUUGAUCUUCGGAUUUACGUGCUGCUGACAUCGUGUGACCCACUGCGGAUAUUUCUUUAUAAGGAAGGCCUGGCACGCUUUGCAACAUCCGCUUACUCGGACCCAUCAGUCAGUAACUUGGACGACGUCUGCAUGCACCUGACUAAUUAUUCAAUUAACAAGCACAGUGCUAAUUUUGUACGAGAUGACGAUUCUGGUAGCAAGAGGAAGCUCUCUACCUUUAAUAAGCACAUGGCAGAAAAUGGCUAUGAAACAGAACCAAUAUGGAAGGACAUUGAGGAGGUGGUGGUUAAAACCCUGUUAUCAGCCUAUCCGAUCAUCAAGCAUAACUAUCUGACCUGUUUCCCCAACCACACCAUGGGAAGCGCUUGCUUUGAGAUCUUGGGGUUUGACAUUUUACUGGAUCGCAAACUCAAACCGUGGUUGCUUGAGGUGAAUCAUUCCCCGAGCUUCAGUACCGAUUCGUGGCUCGACAAAGAAGUGAAAGACCAACUCCUGCAUGACACUCUGGUUCUGAUAAACUUGGGAGCCUGUGAUAAGCGGAAAGCAUUGGAAGAAGAGAGGCGGCGAGGAAAAGAGAGACUUCUCAAGCUGUGCCGUAAUCGAGAAUCGAGGGCCGAGGAAUACAAGAACUGCCAAGCAGCUUGGCUCGAGCAAGCCGAGAACUAUGAAGAAAAACACAUCGGAGGCUUCCGCCGAAUUUACCCCGCUUCCGAUUCGGACAAAUACAAUAAGUUUUUCCAACACCACAAUUCGCUCUUCCAAGAAACUGUCGCUUCCAGAGCACGUGAAGAGUAUGCCAGGCAGCAGCUCCAAGAGUUACGCCUCAAGCAGAAACAAAAAGCGGCUCUAUCAAGAGAAAAGAAGGUGGAACUCCAGGGAGAGUCUGGUGGUGAGAAGGUCAAGGUUUACAGGCAAAAGAUGGUCUCCAGAACAACAGCAGUGCCGACCUGUGCCCAGCCUCAGGUUUGUUCAGAGUCUGAGCCUGGGACUGCUGAUCUGCUUCAGAGUUGCUCAUAUGAGCAGGACCCCAAGAAGGAAGCCAUUUGUGUCGAUCCAAAUCUCUUCCAUUCAGAGAGCCCUGGGCCAAACAGCUGUCCAGAAACACCAGAGAAACAUCCCGUGAGGCCUUAUAGCUCCGUGCCUGACCUUAUCAGGGAGAAUUCAUCCAAUACUGCAGAGCAAAGUCAUUCCAACCCAGAACUGGGGGACACCAUUAGCAAUCAUCACUCUUCAACAAAUGUGAACAUAUCAGCAAAGAUGGACGUGGGACUUCGGAGGAUACCUGCAGAGAGUAGCCCUUUGUCUGGCACAGCUCAGGAUUUCAAAGCUGCCAUGAAGCUGUCCUAA
Molecule: messenger RNA, 1909 nt
Organism: Heteronotia binoei (common prickly gecko)
Lineage: Eukaryota; Metazoa; Chordata; Lepidosauria; Squamata; Gekkonidae
Gene: TTLL6
Product: tubulin tyrosine ligase like 6
Exons: 12
Coding region: 146-1909 (587 amino acids)
Biological process (GO): microtubule cytoskeleton organization; protein polyglutamylation
Cellular component (GO): cilium
Molecular function (GO): tubulin binding; tubulin-glutamic acid ligase activity
Source: RefSeq, a predicted model, not a curated record